GAGAACGAUCCUGAAAUUUUACAGCGUAGACAAAAGCAGAUCGACUAUGGCAAAAAUACACCUGAGUACAACUCAUAUCUCACUCAAGUACCCAGAUCAGAAAGAACGAAAUUCCACCCGUUCACUCCUGAAAAGAACGCCAAAUACAGUAGAAGAUCGUGGGACAUGAUGAUCAGAAUUUGGAGGAAGCAGUUACACAUCUGGGACCCG
This is a messenger RNA of Helobdella robusta, 210 nucleotides long. RefSeq lists its product as hypothetical. The annotation marks the transcript as partial. Gene Ontology annotation, cellular component: histone pre-mRNA 3'end processing complex; cytoplasm. The record is from RefSeq and is a predicted model, not a curated record. The transcript has 2 exons. Gene Ontology annotation, molecular function: mRNA binding; histone pre-mRNA stem-loop binding. NCBI's taxonomy places the organism in Eukaryota, Metazoa, Annelida, Clitellata, Rhynchobdellida, Glossiphoniidae. Gene Ontology annotation, biological process: mRNA transport; mRNA 3'-end processing by stem-loop binding and cleavage.